Phyllostomus discolor (pale spear-nosed bat) is the source of this 1010-nucleotide messenger RNA. Its product is annotated as 40S ribosomal protein S3a-like. Lineage: Eukaryota; Metazoa; Chordata; Mammalia; Chiroptera; Phyllostomidae. Gene Ontology annotation, biological process: translation. The record is from RefSeq and is a predicted model, not a curated record. Gene Ontology annotation, cellular component: ribosome; cytosol. Gene Ontology annotation, molecular function: structural constituent of ribosome.
CCAGGGCAAAAAACUUCUUAUAUAAACAAAUCUUAGGACUAAAACUAUGAUACACUUAUGAAAAUGAAGUGAAAAUUUUUUGCCAAUGGAUAACUCCCAAGGGUUUCUGACACCAUUGCUCUACUGAUAAUCACUAGUUAUAAAAACUUGUUGUGACCUUUUGGCUCUCGGAGCAACACCAUGACGGUGGGCAAGAAAAAGCACCUGAUGAAAGGUGGCAAAAAGGGAGCAAAGAAAGUGGCCGAUCCGUUUUCUAAGAAAGACUGGUCCGAUGUGAAAGCACCAGCUACAUUCAACAUCAGGAAUAAUGGAAAAACACUAGUCACGAGAUCUCCAGGAACCAAAGGCGCAUCGGAUGGUCCGAAGGGCCGUGUAUUUGAAGUGAGCCUAGCUGAUCUGCAGAGUGAUGAAGUUGCACUUAGAAAAUUCAAACUAAUUACUGAGGAUGUUCAGGGCAAAAAUUGCCUGAAUUUCCAUGGCGUGGAUCUUAUCCGUGACAAAAAGUGCUCCACGGUCAAAAAAUGGCAGACCAUGCCUGACACUCAUGUUGAAGUCAAGACUACCGAUGGGUAUUUGCUUCAUUUGUUCUGUGCUGGUUUUACUAAAACACACAACAAUUGGAUUCAGAAGACCUCUUGUGCUCAGCAUCAGCAGGCCCGCCAAAUCCAGAAGGAGAUGAUGGUCAUGACCCGGGAGGUGCCGACAAAUGAUUUCAAAGAAGUGAUUAAUAAACUGAUCCCAGAUCGCACUGGGAAAGGCACAGAAAAGGCUCGCCAAUAUAUUUGUCUGCCCCAUGAGGUCUUCGUUAGAAAAGUCAAAAUGCUGACGAAGCCCAAGUCGGAACUGGGAAAACUCACGGAGCUUCCCGGUGGGGGCAGCAGUUGUGGAAAAGCUCCUGGGGGUGGGACAGGCGCUGAAGUCGAACGAGCUGAUGGAGACGAGCCCCCAGACCAUGAGUCUGUUUAAAUUCAGACAUUUAAUGGUGACAAAUAAAAAGGCCUAUUUGUGAU